Umbelopsis ramanniana AG is the source of this 1920-nucleotide messenger RNA. RefSeq lists its product as uncharacterized. The record is from RefSeq and is a predicted model, not a curated record. NCBI's taxonomy places the organism in Eukaryota, Fungi, Mucoromycota, Umbelopsidomycetes, Umbelopsidales, Umbelopsidaceae. The coding region runs from base 8 to 1759 and encodes 583 amino acids. The transcript is spliced from 5 exons.
GACCGACAUGACUAUGUUACGCCGUUUGUCCACCAUGACGAAAUCAUUGACAGAUCUACCUAUCAAUCCAGCGAGACUCACAUCCUCGCUUCCACAUGAUAUUAUGACUCCUUUGGACGUGGAAGCCUCCGAGAAAGUCUUACGAAUCUCGAGACCAGUCCACAAUGCUGUCUUCAGCUACGUGAAUCCCGAAAAGGCUCCAGAUCCUCAGUUACUAAGCGUUUCACCAGCCGCACUGAAUGAAAUUGACCUGACAAUGGAGGAAACAAAGACAAGCGAAUAUCUCAAUGUGUUCUCGGGAAACCAGCUUCUACCUGAUACUCAUCCUUGGUCUUUAUGUUAUGCCGGCCAUCAAUUUGGCUAUUUUGCUGGGCAAUUAGGAGAUGGCAGAGCUAUAUCUUUAUUCGAAACUGAAAACAAAAAAGGCGAACGUUGGGAGUUGCAAUUGAAGGGGGCUGGCCGUACACCUUACUCUCGGUUUGCCGAUGGCUAUGCCGUUUUACGUUCAUCAAUUCGAGAAUUCCUCGGAUCUGAACAUAUGGCUGCAUUAGGUGUACCGACCUCCAGAGCCCUCAAUCUUAUCCUGACCGACCGUGAAGUAUACCGAGAGGAUGCGCCUUCAGAUGUGCCACAACCAGAGCAAGGCGCUAUAGUCACUCGAAUGGCGCCAUCAUGGCUGCGCUUCGGUAAUUUCGAGAUUUUCAACGCGCGUGGGGACAGAGCCAAUGUCAAGAAACUUGCAGACUAUGUGCUUAAGGAAGUGGUGAAAAUUGAUCAAAAGUCCACGGAAAACAAGGGUAACCGUUAUGAAAACCUGUUGCGGCAAGUAGCGAAGUCAACAGCCGACAUGGUUGCCGGCUGGCAAAGCUUAGGGUUCAAUCAUGGCGUUAUGAACACCGACAACAUGUCCAUAUUAGGGUUGACAAUAGACUACGGUCCAUACCAGUUUAUGGAUUACUACGAUCAUCAGUACAUUUGCAAUCAUUCUGACACUUCAGGAAGAUACGCUUUCUCUCAGCAGCCUACUAUUUGCAUGUGGAAUGUUUGGAAGCUUGGAAGCACUAUGACGGAGUUAAUGGGUGCAGGAGACGAAAUUGACGAAAUCGAUAUUACGACACUGGAUGAUACUGAACGACGUGAAAAAUACAAAAAAGCUGGAGCCGACAUCAAUGAAAAGAUUGCCGGAGAAGAGCUUGGAGAAUACUUUAUGGAAAGUUAUACCGAAAAGAUGCGCGCCAAGCUCGGAUUAUCGACAGAAGACAGCUCCGAUAUGGAGACUGUGAUAGGCCCCCUGCUGCAUUGGAUGGGUGAAUAUCGAGUCGACUAUCACAAGUUCUUCCGAUCGCUUUCAGAUUACCAAAUAACGGAGGAAGGCGAAGAAAAGGACGCAGAUAAGGCUGUUGAUAGGCUCAAAAUUGUUUCUGGCCUACAAAGAGAAGAAAAGGCUAAGGAGGCCUUGCGACCAUGGCUAUCCAUAUACAGACACCGCGUCUUGCUAUCCAAGCUAGACAACGAAAGCCGUAAAGAGCAAAUGGACAAGGUGAACCCUCGGUUUAUACUACGCAAUUGGAUUGCACAGCAAGUAUGCAGCGCAUUCGAUAAUAAGCCGGAGGAUGAGGCGAAAUCUAUGCUGGAUAGCUGUCUCCAUGCUAGUAUCAACCCUUAUGAAUCCAAAUACGACGAUGAACAAAUAGAAAAAUGGAUAGAGCAGGAUGUGCCUCAAUGGGGACGUGAUCUUAAAUGUUCAUGUAGUUCUUAAAUUUUUUAAAACAAGGUGUUUUUAUAUAUAUAACUUUUUGUCUAUAGUAUCAAUUAUGUCUUCCAUAUUGAUAUCUGCUCCAAACGAGCAGCAUAAAAAUUAUUUUACAAGGAAGUUGACCAGCUUUCCACCCUUUGCCAUAAUAACUCUGUGCACGUUCU